Messenger RNA from Photinus pyralis (common eastern firefly), 669 nucleotides. RefSeq lists its product as uncharacterized. The record is from RefSeq and is a predicted model, not a curated record. Bases 55 to 648 code for a protein of 197 amino acids. NCBI's taxonomy places the organism in Eukaryota, Metazoa, Arthropoda, Insecta, Coleoptera, Lampyridae. The transcript is spliced from 3 exons.
UCAAAUGUUAGUAGUACAGUAUUUAUACAGUAGACUGACUGUUUUGAACUAGCCAUGGUGACAUACAGACUACCUCACUUUGUUGCUCUUAUUUUAAUUCUGCAAGUGUACGAUAGCACGAGUUUCAUAUAUGAAGAGUACUAUUGGCAAGACUAUGAAGGAAAGAUACCAGAUGAGGCUCUUGUUGGAGGCAAAGAUGCGACCGGUAUGCCAAUUUACAUAGGUCAAGCCUACUAUUUUAGUAAGUUACUACCUGCGAAAAUUUAUAAAGGUGACAACAACGCGUAUGUGGCGUGGGGUUCCGAAAUUAAAGUGUCCGAGCAUAUCAAGAUUCUAUGCACUCCGCAUCCUGAGAGGUUCAAAUGGGUGCAAACGAAAAAGAACGAAAUUCACAAACUCAUCAAUCAUAAGCUUGUGAAGGGUGGAUGGGAACCGUCCUAUGACCUUUACAUUGGAAGAGCGUUUCACAAGUCGCAAACGUUGGUGGGAAGCGUUAAGGUGGCUGGAAGACCCAGCCUCAAUUUGGGCCUCCACAUUUCCUCCAAUGGGGCUCAAGUUGUGGUGAACGAUUUUGAAAUUCUGACAUACGUUCCCGAAAAGAAUUUAACUGAAACACGGCAUUGCAAUCAAAAAAUUAUUAUUGUUUAAUAAACUUAUGUACAAACUGAA